AUGUCAGCUACUGAAGAUUAUGCAAGUAACAUCGAUGAUCAGUUAUUGAAUGUUAAAGGUGAUGAUGCAGAUUCCGAUGUUGAAAGAGUCAAAUUGGAACAAAUAGCUCAUGCUGCUGCGGUAUCAGCAUCUUCAUUAGGAACAAAGAAACAACCUUAUAAACAAAGAAAGAAGGACUUGGGUUCUGAUGGCUUGAAAUCGUUCCAUGAAUUGCAACAACAACAUGAGCAACAGCAUCAACAACAGCAACACCAUCAGCAACAACUAGCCGCUGCAGCUGCUGCCGCUGCGGUAGCCAGUGGGGCCCUUCACCAUCACAAUCCACAUCAACAACUCUCACAACAUCAAAACCAUUUGGCUGAGUUGACAGGUGGGGAUGGGGUUGAAUUAUCCGAAUAUAAUAUUCAGAUUCCCGAACCUAUGGUAGACGAAAAACUGAGGAAAAUUUAUCCCGUAAAUGAAAAUACUAUUACCGCAGAUGGGAACUUGAUUACUCGUCCUUAUCCAGAACAAAUCUUCCAUUCCCGUGAGGGCCUUAAUGAUUUCAUCCUGGAGUUCGCUAGGGAUAAUGGCUUUGGCGUUGUCAUUGCCCAUUCUAACAAAAAGGCGAUUUAUUAUACUUGUGAAUUAGGUGGUCGUUAUCGUCACAAGAAAUCUAAAAAGGAAACUAUUGAAGAAGCCAGACAAGUUGAAGAAGGUUAUUUAAUCGAUCCAAACGUUAGAACCAAGAAAUUAAAGUGUCCAUUCUCAAUGACUGCUUCAUAUAAGAAAUCUACCAAUAUAUGGACCCUUCGUACAACUUGCAAUGAACAUAAUCAUCCACAAUUGGAUCCUAUGAGUAAUCACCCGAUGUUACGCAAACGCAGCGAUGAGUUGAACUUGUUGAUAUUAGAUUUAUACAAGGUCGGAACAAAACCAUCCCAUAUCGAAUCUAAAAUUAAGGAACAAUAUCCUGAUGUUCUAAUUAAGCGUGAAGAUAUUUAUAAUGAAAUCAGAGGAUAUAAGCGCAAACUCAAGAAACAAAGUGCAAGGUUGGGAAUGAUGAAUCCGGCUUCCCGUAUAGCGGGCCAUAAGAGAAGGGCUCUUGCUGCUGCUGAAGCUACCCUUGCUGCUGCCGCUUCCGGUCAAGGUGUUAAUCAUCAUGAUGAUGCGGCUGCCGUGGCUGCAGUUGCUGCCGCUGCAAGUGCAAAUGCCUUCUUACAUAACGAUGAUAACUCUGAAGUGUUACGAUACGAUUUAAAUCACCAUACUCAACACCAACAGCAACAUCAUAUACAAUCCCAUAAGUCUCAGAACCAGGUAGAACAUCAACAACAGCACCAUCACCAGGUUUCUCAACACCAACAUCAACACCAACACCUGCAAGAAGAUUUCCAAAGACAGUUGAACGAAGCUUCUGCAGCUGCGGCUGUGAUUCAGUAUCAAAAUCAAUUAGGAUUGAAUGAGAGUGAUAGUGCUGCGGCUGGAUCAAUUCUUGAUGUCGCAAAUGCUGCUGUCAGAGAACAUUAUAGGGAGACUGCUAGACAGUAUAAUGAGAGUGGUGACUUAUCAAUGGAUAAUAUUGACAGUAGGUUAGUUGGAGAAUAA
Hemisphaericaspora subhashii is the source of this 1587-nucleotide messenger RNA. RefSeq lists its product as uncharacterized. Bases 1 to 1587 code for a protein of 528 amino acids. The transcript has a single exon. Gene Ontology annotation, molecular function: DNA-binding transcription factor activity, RNA polymerase II-specific. The record is from RefSeq and is a predicted model, not a curated record. Lineage: Eukaryota; Fungi; Ascomycota; Pichiomycetes; Serinales; Debaryomycetaceae.